UGUUGGCAAUUUCAACCAGUAGCUGAGGUCUGCUGUGUUUUGACUCCUUCGAAUCCGCCAGAGGUUGAGUCCAAUGCGGCUGGAGCUGCGUUGCUGUGCGCCUGUGUGUAACCCUGUGUGCUCACAGGCACCGCCAACAUGUUCGGAGUGUGAACAUUACCAGCGGAAUCCCAGAGCGGCGGGUGUCCGAGCGGGCUCACUGCUCCACCGCCCAGGAUGGAGCCCGGAGUUGGGUCACCUGCAGUGCCCCCACUGACAGUAUUCACAGAGGCAGCGCUGCGGACAUGAGGAUCUCUUCCCCAGUCGAGCUGCCUUCCCCAGGGAGCUGAGUCUCCAACUCCGUCCGUGCCGGUGUAAUCUCUUGUUUUGUUUGGCGGGGAGAGGGUGUUGGUGGGGAUAUCCCCGUUAUCCCAUCCUUGCGUUUGUAUGGAUUGGACAGGAUGUGAUGGGAGCUGUGGACGAGAGGUGAGCCUGUUAAGUGCUGAGCUCUAUGCUGAGCUGCACAUUAACACCCAGUCCAACACUGUGUAGAUGUUCGGCGCUGCUUCCUCUGCAGGGUGUUUUUUUUCAAAGCCGUGCGGGUUCUGCUUUCCUUUGAACUGCUGCUGAAAUCCUACUGAAGGAGGUGAAGAAGGCAACGCACGCAAAUGUAUGUUUCCAGAUAUUUUAUAUCUGUCAACUUGAAUCAAUGGUAUUAAGAGAGGGGGCGCCAGGCGACGUUAAAACACGUUAUUCGGGACCCCUCAACAAGAGCAGGAAGGGGCGAGCGGAAUGCACUGAACUCGGAUCAGCUCAGUGGCUGGACCAGAUUGCAACACCUUAGAAGGGUUGAAGCGACAGAGAGGGAGAGAGAGAGAUCGCGGCAGCCAGCGAGCCCCAGCACCACUGCCUACCUUCUGAUGCGGCUCUCCUCUGGUUUGUGAGAGUGUGAGUGUGUGUGUGUGCGUGCGGUUUCUCCUCCAGGAUGCAGACAAUCUCCAGGACCUACCGAGCUGGCUUCUUCUGGCGCUGCCUGCGCCGUCUCGGCACGCUCUUGGUGCUAUGGAUCUGGGGCUUGCUCUCCAGCUCGGCUCUGGGGCUGAGGAACAGUCGCCUGGAAGCCGACUCCAAGCUGCCCAUCAUGGGGCUGAUGCCCAUCAACAAGGCGGCAGAGAGCAUCUCCGAGGGCAUCAUACCAGCCGUCGAGCUGGCCACAGAACACGUCCACAACAAAUUCUUACCCAACACCAGCAAACUGGUCCUGAAGUGGUACGACUCCGAGUGUGAUAAUGCUAAAGGACUCAAAGCAUUCUUUGAUGGCAUUAAAUAUGGACCUAAGCAUCUGAUGAUAUUUGGUGGAGUGUGCCCAUCUAUUACAUCCAUCAUUGCUGAAUCCCUUAGAGAAUGGAAUCUGGUCCAGCUUUCAUUUGCUGCAACUACCCCAGUCCUGGCUGAUAAGAAGAAAUAUCCCAAUUUCUUCCGGACAGUCCCAUCGGAUAAUGCAGUCAAUCCUGCAGUUGUCAAGUUCCUCAAACAUUUUCAUUGGCGCCGGGUAGGAACAUUGACACAGGAUGUGCAGCGAUUCUCUGAGGUGAGGAAUGAUCUGACCAAUGAGCUGGAGAAAGCAGACAUUCAAAUUGCAGAUACUGAGAGCUUCUCUAAUGAUCCUUGUCUCAGCGUCAGAAAACUUAGGGAUAAUGAUGUCCGAAUUAUUCUGGGCCAGUUUGAUGAGAAUAUGGCAGCAAAGGUGUUCUGUUGUGCCUACAAUGAGAAUAUGUAUGGAAUUAAAUACCAGUGGAUUAUCCCAGGGUGGUACCAGCUAAACUGGUGGAAACCAAUUGCUUCCAGUUAUUGCAAUGAAAAAAAUCUACUCACUGCCAUGGAAGGAUAUGUAGCUGUGGAUUUUGAACCACUUAGUACAAAAGAAAUCAGGACAAUAUCUGGGCUGACACCUCAACAAUACAAGCAAGAGUACAAUAAAAUGAGGGGUAGUGCUGAAUAUAGCAAAUUCCAUGGAUUUGCAUAUGAUGGAAUCUGGGUCAUUGCUACAACAUUGCAACGAGCAAUGGAUAGUUUGAAACGUCUUGGCAACCCACAAACAAUCCGCGACUUCAAUUAUAUGAACAAAGAACUUGGCCAGAUCUUCCUUGAUUCCAUGAAUGAAACCAACUUCUUUGGGGUGACUGGGCAAGUUGUGUUUAGAAAUGGAGAGCGAAUGGGAACUAUCAUAUUCUCACAGUUUCAAGACAAAAUAGAAGUUAAAGUUGGAGAAUAUAAUGCCAUAGCCGAUUCCUUGGAACUGAUUAACAACACUCUUAGAUUUCAAGGUGUUGAGCCUCCAAAGGACAGAACUAUUAUACAGCCCCAACUACGCAAGAUCUCCCUACCACUCUACAGUAUUCUUUCUGCGUUGACCGUUUUAGGAAUGUUCAUGUCCAGUGCUUUUCUCUUCUUCAACAUAAAAAAUCGAAAUCAGAAGUUGAUAAAGAUGUCCAGUCCCUACAUGAACAACCUUAUUAUCCUUGGGGGAAUGCUUUCUUAUGCAUCCAUAUUCCUUUUUGGCCUUGAUGGAUCAUUUGUCAUGCCUAACACAUUUGAGACUCUCUGUACUGUUAGAACCUGGAUUCUUACAGUUGGCUACACCACAGCAUUCGGAGCCAUGUUUGCAAAAACAUGGAGAGUUCAUGCCAUAUUUAAAAAUGUGAAAAUGAAGAAAAAGAUCAUCAAGGAUCAGAAGCUGCUUAUUAUUGUUGGUGGGAUGUUGCUCAUUGAUCUCUGCAUCCUGAUUUGCUGGCAGGUUGUGGAUCCUCUGAGGAGGACUGUGGAAGAUUAUCCUUUAGAGAUGCCAUUGAGGACAAUGGAGAAGCCGGAUCCCGCUGGGAGAGAUUUUGCAAUCCAACCUUUGCUGGAACACUGUGAAAAUUCCCACAUGAGUAUUUGGCUGGGUAUUGUGUAUGCCUAUAAAGGACUUCUGAUGUUGUUUGGAUGUUUUCUUGCAUGGGAAACACGUAAUGUAAGCAUCCCAGCACUGAACGACAGCAAGUACAUUGGAAUGAGUGUCUAUAACGUGGGAAUCAUGUGCAUAAUAGGUGCUGCUGUUUCAUUCCUCACUCGAGAUCAGCCAAAUGUCCAAUUCUGUAUUGUGGCUCUGGUGAUCAUUUUCUGCAGUACCAUCACUCUCUGCCUGGUUUUUGUGCCAAAGCUGAUAACAUUACGAACAAAUCCAGAUGCAGCCACUCAGAACAGGCGAUUGCAAUUCACCCAGAAUCAGAAGAAAGAAGAUUCAAAGACAUCAACUUCCGUAACAAGUGUGAACCAGGCAAAUACAUCUCGUCUUGAGGGGUUUCAGACUGAUAAUCAUCGUUUGCGAAUGAAAAUUACAGAGCUUGACAAAGAGCUGGAGGAGGUUACCAUGCAGUUACAGGACACGCCUGAAAAGACACAGUACAUUAAGCAAAACCAUAUUCAAGAGCUCAAUAACAUCCUGAGCAUACGGAACUUCACAGAUGGAAAAGAUAGUGACAAGCCUCUAAUGAAAAACCAGCAUGAUUCGCGGUCACAGGUGCCUUGGGGCACCACACUGGAGCCUUCCAGAACAAACAAAGAUGUCAUAGAAGAUAUCAACUCUCCAGAACAUAUACAACGCAGACUAUCUUUGCAACUACCAAUUCUUCAUCAUGCGUAUCUGCCAUCAAUAGGUGGAGUUGAUGCUAGUUGUGCCAGUCCGUGUGUUAGUCCUAAUGCCAGCCCUCGGCACAGACAUGUGCAGCCAUCAUUUCGAGUCAUGGUUUCCGGCCUGUAAAGAAGAGGUUUCGUAGCCUGAACUGAAGAGCACUCAGUGUUUGGACUGUGUACUCCACCUAGUUCUUUGCUACGUACACACCGCACGCUCUCCCUACCGCAGAAGAAUAGGCAUUUGAAACAGACACUACUGAGUUCCUGAGCCAGUUUGUGUGGUCUUGGGGAGAUGUCCUGAAUCUGACCUGUAGCCUUAUCUGUGAAGUUUUUGUUUCUGCAUAAACUGGAUGUACGUUUCCUUCCCAGAAAGAAUGACAGGUUUUCUUAAGGAAGCAGGGACUGAAGGUUUAUCAAAACUGCACAAUGUUAUUUUUUAAUGUCACAAUCACAAAGGGAGAAAUUUGAAUUGCUAUGCAAAAUUUGAUAUAUAAUAAUGGUUCACACAUUAAACGAAAUCCAGCAUAUAAAUUUUCAUUGUAGCAUUAGAGCAAAUAUUUUCACUAUUUCUGCACCUGAACAGACAAAUUAAACAUCUUGUACUAAAACCCCCAGGCAAAUGUUGAUAUGAAGAAUAAAACUUUGUAAUAUGUAUGUCCACUAUAGAAUGUAUUUCUAUUGUAGAAACAUAAGCCUGGUUUGGGAAGAUACAUUCUGUUAAGUCACAGGGGUCUUUUGAACAUGGUAAAUGGACAGUAUGUAGAAUGGUGUAGAAAUGGUUUUCCUACCAUUUUGAUAAAUAUAAAGCUUGCCAGUUAAAAAUAGUACAUCUUACUUGCAUCCUAAGCCUUUGUUACGAUAAGAUUUGUUAAAUCUUGCUCACAAUAUGAUUUGAUGAUUUCUCGUUUGGAGUAUAUUGCUAAUACUACAGAGUGAAACUGGAGUGUGCUUAUCAAGUCAAAACCUGAGCAUUACCGCUGGACAUGUCAGUUCCUAAUUGAACAGAAGAAUCAAACAAAUGAUGUGUUUUCCUCAGUUCAAAAACAGAAAGUGAAAGUUAAACAGGUUUGAUAUAGAUGUAUGUCACUCUCCAUCUCAGUCUUCCUAUAUGCCUUCUGUAUUUUUAUUUGGUUAUCUCACUCCUUGUGCAUAUUCAUUAUGUCCUUGAUCAAAAUACCACAUAGGACUAAAUGAAGGGCUGUCACAUGUGAAAAAAAUGUCUUCAUAAUUUCCCCUGAAUUGACAUCAGUAGCCAAUCUGCUGAAUCUGAACAAAGAAGAAGGAAGUACUGUAUUCUUGAUAUGUUUAGGUAGUACAAAAAGAUGAAACAAAAAUCUGUUUUGAAACUAAAAUACAAGGUGUACGAAGAAAAAUAUAAGUGCAAGUUGAGCUUUUGCAUAACUUGUGACCUUUGUUUAUCAUCAGCUGGCAUGAGUCUGAAAUGUUCAGAAACCUGUCUUUCUGCUUGACAAUCUCCAACUAAGUCAGAUAUGUUCUCAUUGGUAGCUUCUGUUUUUCUGAUAUACAGCACACAUUUAGUGCCUCUAGGGUCUCACCCCAUUUCUUUACACUCAUAAAAUUUCAAAGCAGGUGAGUAACAGCAAAGGUUUAGGGACCUCCAAAAGUGUAGCAGGACUCCUGGGGUUUUUAAAAUAAGCUAGAACCUGCACUUUGUCAAAGUUGACAUUAAACUUCCAACUGUUUACGAACAUAGAACUAUGGUAAGUUUCCAGUUAUUUGUCCAGCUUGGACUAUCCUUCCUGUGAGGACAGUAUUUUGCCAAAUUAUCUGGGUACAAAUAUGAAGAAUCCCAAUACCUAUGACAAAGAGACUCCAUUAGGUUCCCUUAGUGAGCUGAAUUCACAGACCAAGCAGUUGCAUCAUUUUAGAGGAUUUUGGAACUACCUGGCUCUGGUAUGAAUAUCCAAGUAUGUCUCAGCAAACUGACUUUGUGUUAUCUCCUGUUCCUAUGUAUCAUCUUGGAGUUAAAUCCCUACAGGAUGCUUACUUACACCUCCUUCGAGAAGGAUAGUGCCCAGUUGAGGUGGCUGACAAGUGUGGGCUUCAGCCCUCAUUCAUAGACUACAUAUAGCAGGCACUUGUCUUGACUGGCAUGGAGAAGCAUCUAAAUGGUCAACUGGUGCUUUACUGCUACCAUAGCUGUCAAUGGUUGUAUGUCAGAACUUAGAUUCUGUCUGUGUUCAAAAGGCUCCAUUGAAGCUCGGGUUUGCACUUCCCUGAGCCAGAUUUGUAGUUCUGUCAAUAUUGCACAGUCCUGUGUUCAUCAAUGUCAAAGGAGCAUGCUCAAUGCACUGAUAAACCAGUAAUAAUAAGCUUUUAAUUAACAUUGUGAAGAAAAUGCUGUUUUCUGGUAUUCUGAAUGGUAAAUACUGGCUGUUAAUGUGUUUCCCUGCCUCCUUAACUUUUAACCAGGUUAAUUUUGAAGACAGUUCAUCAUAUGGAAGGAGGACUGACUACUGUAUAUAAUGUAUACACAAAGUUCUCUGUAGAAAUAUUAUUAUAAUAUAGCAGGAAAAAACAAAAAAAAGUAUUGGACUUGGAGGUGAGCGUGUGUAUCUGUGACUGUCUGUGAAUACUGACUGUGUGCAGUUUAUUAGGUUUAAACCAUGCAGUACAUUUCUGUCUUAAUGAUACCGUAGUUCUUUCCCAUAAGGAAACAUUUUUAUUUCCUGCUACUAUCAAAGACUCACAAAAUAAUAUAGUUAUUUAAUGUUUCUGUUCUUUUAUACUGCAGCAAAAAAGGGUAAAUUUAUGGAGAAGGCUGUGCCCUAAUGGCAUUUUCCAAAACAUAUUCGUGCACAAAUGCUUUAAACUAGACUGGAAUUGCCAGGAUAAACUGUAAAUGGACAGGAGGUUUCUUGUACCCUUAUACUGCAUGAAUCAAUUUUUAAUAAAUUGUUGCAAAUCUGUUUUUAUGAAUAAAAUA
Stegostoma tigrinum is the source of this 6601-nucleotide messenger RNA. RefSeq names its product gamma-aminobutyric acid (GABA) B receptor, 2 (gene gabbr2). The coding region runs from base 965 to 3781 and encodes 938 amino acids. Gene Ontology annotation, cellular component: membrane; G protein-coupled receptor heterodimeric complex. Gene Ontology annotation, molecular function: G protein-coupled GABA receptor activity. NCBI's taxonomy places the organism in Eukaryota, Metazoa, Chordata, Chondrichthyes, Orectolobiformes, Stegostomatidae. The transcript has 20 exons. The record is from RefSeq and is a predicted model, not a curated record. Gene Ontology annotation, biological process: gamma-aminobutyric acid signaling pathway; G protein-coupled receptor signaling pathway.